UUGUUUCCCAUUGUUUGUGUUUUUAGUUUUGUGCUGAACGAAAAUUUAUUUUGUAUUUAAAUCCUAUGAUGGCCUAAAGAGCUUGUGAAGUUCUUAACAAUUUUAGUACAAACACAGUAAUGUGUCAGAAUGGCUUCCGUAAAGGUUGCUGUAAGGGUUCGCCCAUUCAAUCAAAGGGAGAAAGAUAUGAAUGCAAAGUUAAUAGUACAAAUGGAUGGCAAGAAGACUCGACUUCAUACUGUAAAAAGUAGUAAAGAACAGAAUGAAGGAAGCAGAGAAAAGUACAAAGACUUCACAUUCGACCACUCCUACUGGUCCUACGACUCUGAAGAUAAUCACUAUGCAUCACAAGAACAGGUAUUCUCGGAUCUGGGCUUGGAGGUGCUGGACAGCGCGUUCGAGGGUUACAAUGCGUGCGUGUUCGCAUACGGGCAGACUGGUAGCGGGAAGACAUUCACCAUGAUGGGCUCCCCGGAAUCUCAGGGUCUCAUACCACGGAUCUGCAGGCAGCUUUUCUCCCGGGUGAUGGCCGGCAAGGAGUCGGGUGCCUCGUACCGCACUGAGGUCAGCUACCUGGAGAUCUACAACGAGAGGGUCAAGGACCUGCUGUCCACCGAUGCGGGCCACUCUCUGAGGGUCAGAGAACAUCCCAAGCUGGGACCCUAUGUCCAAGAUUUAUCCAAACAUUUGGUCUCUGAUUAUGAUGAUAUACAGGAGUGCAUGCACCGCGGGAACCUGCAGCGCACGACGGCCUCGACGCAGAUGAACGACGUGUCGUCUCGCUCGCACGCCAUCUUCACGAUCACCUUCGUGCAGGCCAGCUAUCUGCGCCACAACAACAUGCCGAGCGAGACAGUCUCCAAGGUGCAUCUCGUGGAUCUCGCUGGAAGUGAACGUGCAGAUGCAACAGGAGCUACGGGACAGAGGCUGGUGGAAGGAGCUCACAUUAACAAGUCACUGGUUACUCUUGGCUCAGUUAUAUCAGCCUUGGCAGAAUCCAGUCAGCCUGUGGAAGUUCGAUCGCCAAAGACUAAAAAGAAUGUUUUCAUACCGUACCGAGACUCCGUCCUGACUUGGUUGUUGAAAGACUCGUUGGGUGGAAACUCUAAAACUAUAAUGAUUGCUGCGAUAUCGCCAGCGGAUUGUAAUUACGGCGAGACACUGUCGACGCUGCGGUACGCGAACCGCGCUAAGAACAUCAUCAACAAGCCCACAAUCAACGAGGACCCCAACGUCAAGCUCAUCAGAGAGCUGCGCGAGGAGAUCGAGAAACUUCGUGGGCAAAUCACACAGAAUAUUGUUCCUGUUGAGACAGAGGCUGGAGUGCUUGCUACCCUCCAGCGCAAGGAGGCGCAAGAGAAAGUUUUAACAGAAAAAUGGACAGAAAAGUGGCGGGAAACCCAGCAAAUACUACAAGAGCAGAAAGCGCUCGGUCUUCGGAAGAGCGGUCUCGGUGUCGUGCUGGACUCAGACAUGCCGCAUCUAGUCGGCAUUGAUGACAAUCUUCUGUCCACUGGGGUCACCCUGUAUCAUUUGAAGGCAAGAGAGACGGUGAUAGGCAGCGAGGAGUACUCCCCGACGCCGGACAUAGUACUGAGCGGCGCUGGUGUACUCCCUCUGCACUGCACCGUGUCACUGCACGAGGGCGUGGCCACCAUACGGCCGGCGUCUGGUGCACAGUGCUGGCUCAAUACAGUUCUUCUGGACAAGCCCGCUAAGCUUAGCCAGGGUUGUAUACUUCUGCUGGGCCGCACGAACAUGUUCCGCUACAACGACCCGGCGGAGGCGGCCAAGCUUCGUGCAGAGGGCAGCACCUCCAACAUCAACCUGUCGCGUCUCUCGCUGCUGUCGUGGUCCACCACAGACCUCGCGGCCAGCACGGAAAACCUCAACAACACUAUAUCUGAUCUGGACAGCGAGAUCCGCUGCGAACGGAUAUCGGCACAGCGGGCUGAACUGGAGCGGGAGAGGCAGGAGUUCCUGCUGCAGCAGCAAGAGAAGCAGCGCCGGUGGCACGCCGAACGUGAGGAGCUGCUCAAGGCUCAGAAGCAGCUGGAUGAGGAGCGGUCGGCGAUGGAGCGCGAGUACGCCGCGGCGUGCCGCCGGCUGUCGGGCGACUGGCGCUCGCUGGAGCGGGGCUGGACCUUGUGCACGCGUGUCUCGACGGUGGCGGCGCAGCGGGAGAAGGUGGAGCGGCUGCAGGGGGAGCUGGCGGCGCUGGCGGCCUCCGAGCGAGGACUGUCGGGCGCGCUCGCGCGGGAUGGAGACAACGAAUUGUCUCCGAUAUCAGGCAUAAAGCGCUGCAAGUCUGAACUGGUGCUGCGAAAUGUCGAAGAGGAGCAGCUGGCACCUCUCUCCGCCGACGAGAGAGAACACUUCCGUGCUAAGAGGCUCAGUCUCAGCUUAAGCCUAGAUCCUCUACCGUCACCGUCGCUGACCUCCCCUGACACGUUCCACACGGCCUCUUCCUCCCCCAAGGCAGCCUCGGAGUCCACCCUGCCCACGCCCUCCACCACCGAGGCCUCCGCGCUGCCCAGCGAGGACUCGGAGUUACCCGUGCCACAGUUCAAACUGGGACCUACCGCGGAUGACAGCGACGAUAUGUCGAGCACCGAAGAUUAUCACAAGCCCAACAGAGUGAUAGAGGGGCAGUCUUCAAGUUCCAUCGAGCGUUCACCUGACGAGAGACAUCAGCGGUCUAGACACAGGAGGAAAAUUGGUGAGGGGAGGCGGGGCCGAGCCGUGACCGAGGCGGAGGCACUGCGGGCGAUGCAGCGACUGUGCUCGCGGAUCGCGACGCAGAAGAUGUUGGUCAUGUCCUCGCUGGAGAAUGACUGCUCCAAGGAGGAUCUCAACGCGCAGAUCCAGGUCCUCCAAGAGCUCCAGAAAAAGUAUGUGCGGCUGGAGAUGGCGCUGCAGUACUCGUUCUUCGACAAGCAGGAUCGCCGCCGCGGGUCCGCGGUCACGCCCAUCCAGGAGACUCCGUCGCUGACGCUGAGCGAGAGUGAGUUGCCGCUGAGUGGGGAUGUGGACACGGAGCUCACCGAUAACGGACACUACAUACAUGAUCCGCUGCUGCACAGGUUUAAGGAUUCGGAAGCGACGGAGGCGUCGGACAACGUAUCGACGUCCAAUGACGAGCUCAGUUCGGAAGCGCCGUGGCCGGACCCGCUACGGGCCAUCACCGGCACGCACCGGGAGCGGGGCCGCCACCGGGACGAAGAGCACGACUGUCAGCUGCACCGGAUACGAGACGCGCCCGUCACUAUACCGGAUUACAAUUUGGAAGGGUUACAUCAUCCUAUAGAUUUUGCGGAGGUAAUCAGCAUCCCGGGAUGGGUGACGCGAGGAGCGGGCGCGGGCACGCAUCACGAGUACGAGGUGCGUGUCCGGCUGGGAGCGUGCGCCUGGCAGCUGCUGCGGCGCUAUCGGCGCUUCCGGGACCUGUACCUCACCUGCCGGAAGCUGUACGGAGACAAGGUGGCGUCGAUCCCGUUCCCGGCGCGCGCGCUGUGGUCGUCCGAGUCGCUGGCGCGGUCGCGGCGGCCGCAGCUGGAGUCGUUCUUGCGGCGACUGUUGUCGGUGUGCUCCAGCGACCGUCGCUGCGUGCUGCACGCCUCGCCUCUCACCAGGGACUCCCUGAGAGCUUUCUCGCCCUUCUUCAGAAAGGUGCGUUUUGGUAGGCCUGUCUCACUCCCCGUGCAGGUAUUGAAAUUGUAAGUACGUGCGGCGGCCAGUCAGUAGGGAAUCACGCCCGAGCUUUAUUGUCACCUAUUUAAAAUCGAAAUUAAAAAAUGGAGAAACAUAAAUAAAGCAAAGCAUAUUACGAC
Leptidea sinapis is the source of this 3830-nucleotide messenger RNA. It is a transcript of the gene Klp98A, whose product is annotated as kinesin-like protein Klp98A. The record is from RefSeq and is a predicted model, not a curated record. Gene Ontology annotation, molecular function: ATP binding; phosphatidylinositol binding; microtubule binding. The coding region runs from base 130 to 3720 and encodes 1196 amino acids. The transcript has 24 exons. Gene Ontology annotation, biological process: microtubule-based movement. NCBI's taxonomy places the organism in Eukaryota, Metazoa, Arthropoda, Insecta, Lepidoptera, Pieridae.